Molecule: messenger RNA, 1651 nt
Organism: Acipenser ruthenus (sterlet)
Lineage: Eukaryota; Metazoa; Chordata; Actinopteri; Acipenseriformes; Acipenseridae
Product: zinc finger protein 239-like
Exons: 4
Coding region: 402-1496 (364 amino acids)
Biological process (GO): regulation of immune system process; regulation of cytokine production; negative regulation of transcription by RNA polymerase II
Molecular function (GO): DNA-binding transcription factor activity; RNA polymerase II cis-regulatory region sequence-specific DNA binding
Source: RefSeq, a predicted model, not a curated record
UCCUUUGCGGUUCAUAUUAGAUGAAUUGUCAGACCGCGCUGAUCGGUUUGUAUUUUGUGAUUGGUAUAUUCCUCGCUCUGUGGGAGACAGACCCGUUCAGACACUGAGGGAGAGCAGAGAGGAGGUGAGAGAGUCUGCAUGGAGCUCUACAAUGUGUUUAUAAACUACAGAGCGCUGUUAUAUUGUAUUAUUUUGAAAGGUCCGGGUUGUAGUGUGGUAGGAGCGCGUUGUUUUAUCCGUUCAGACACUGAGGGAGAGCAGAGAGGAGAUCUGAAGAGCAGAAAGGACACAUUCACUGAGGAGACGGUCAGAGCGAGUGACUAGAGCACUAGAGCCGUGCUGCACAUCCCACUGACAAUACCUGAAGACUGCCCUAUCUUGGUGAAAGCCAAGAAACAAAUAUGGAGUCUGUUUACAUUAAACAGGAGGUGGUUCAGGAAUUGGUACCUAUCUGCAGUAAACAGGAGAUGCCUGAACUGGAGCCUGUCCACAUUAAAGAAGAGACUGAACUAGAGCCUGUCCACAUUAAACAGGAGAUGCCUGAACUGGAGCCUGUCCACAUUAAAGAAGAGACUGAACUAGAGCCUGUCCACAUUAAAGAGGAAGAGACUGAACUGGAGCCUGUCCACAUUAAAGAGGAAGAGACUGAACUGGAGCCUGUCCACAUUAAAGAGGAAGAGACUGAACUGGAGCCUCUCUACAUUGAAGAGGAGCCUAUUGACUUCUUGUUUAAGGGUUCAGAAAACAUAUCCCGGCCAAAGAUAUCACAUCAAUGUAGUGGAUAUGGGAAGAGCUUCAGUCAGUCAGGAACCCUAAAAACACACCAGCGAAUUCACACUGGAGAGAAGCCAUAUCACUGUUUUGAAUGUGGGGUGAGCUUCACUGUGUCAGGAAGCCUAAAAACACACCAGCGAAUUCACACUGGAGAGAAGCCGAAUCACUGUACUGAAUGUGGGAAGAGCUUCGUUCAGUUAGGUGACCUAAAAAGACACCAGCGAAUUCACACUGGAGAGAAGCCAUAUCACUGUACUGAAUGUGGGGAGAGCUUCAGACAGAUUGGAAGCCUAAAAAGACACCAGCGAAUUCACACUGGAGAAAAGCCUCGUCACUGCACUGAAUGUGGAAAGAGCUUCAGUGAAUUGGGACACCUAAAAUCACACCAGCGAAUUCAUACUGGAGAGAAGCCAUAUCACUGUAAUGAAUGUGGGCAGAGCUUCAAUCAGUUAGGAGUCCUAAAAAGACACCAGCGAAUUCACACUGGAGAGAAGCCAUAUUACUGUACUGCAUGCGGGAAGAGCUUCCGUCAGUCAGGAGACCUAAAAGCACAUCAGCGAAUUCACUCUGGAGAGAAGCUGUAUCCCUGUACUGAAUGUGGGGAACGCUUUAGUAGGUUUAGAGACCUUAAAAGACACCAGCAAAUUUACACUGGAGAGAAGCCGUAUCACAGUACUGAAUGUGUGAAUGAAGGGGGUCCCCAGAGUGAGAGCCAGUCCUGAAGGAGACAGACCCAUUCUUUCAGAAUGAACUGGAGAGCCCUGGGAUUCAGCUCCACUCCUGCCCCUGAAUUGGAAAUGAAUCUCACUCAUCAUGCUGUGAGGAUUUAGGACAGAGUUACAGGGUCAUUCUACUUAGAAGGGACACGUUGGAAAUA